This is a messenger RNA of Xiphophorus couchianus (Monterrey platyfish), 992 nucleotides long. It is a transcript of the gene ppp1r14c, whose product is annotated as protein phosphatase 1, regulatory (inhibitor) subunit 14C. Gene Ontology annotation, cellular component: cytoplasm. Gene Ontology annotation, biological process: regulation of phosphorylation. Bases 114 to 539 code for a protein of 141 amino acids. Lineage: Eukaryota; Metazoa; Chordata; Actinopteri; Cyprinodontiformes; Poeciliidae. The transcript has 4 exons. The record is from RefSeq and is a predicted model, not a curated record. Gene Ontology annotation, molecular function: protein serine/threonine phosphatase inhibitor activity.
UUUAAAAGCUGCUGCACAUUCUCCUGUCUGCCGUGCAGCUCCGCAGUCUCUCUCUCCCCUCCUGUCCACUUCAUUAACACAUUUAUCCAAGCAACAAACCCUCUCAUCCCGCUAUGUCGGCCGCCAGCACCGAAACCAGUGCCCCUCUGCCCACCGCAGGCAGCCGCGUCUUCUUCCAAGGUGCGCCCGGUGUGGGCUGCGUGAGCUCCGGCCCCAUCAAUGGUGAGGACCCGGUCCAGAAGAAGCAGGGAAAAGUGACGGUCAAGUACGACAGGAAGGAGCUGCGGAAGAGACUCGUGCUGGAAGAAUGGAUCAUCGAAGAGCUCAGCAAGUUGUAUGACUGUGAGGAGGACGAGAUGCCAGAGGUAGAGAUUGACAUUGAUGACUUGCUGGAGGUCAACAGUGAUGAUGAGAGAGCCAGCAAACUACAGGUAUCCCUAACAGACUGCUACAAACCCACAGAGAACUUUGUCAGUGAGUUGCUGUGCAGGAUAAGGGGGAUGAGGAAACUCAGCGCUCCGACCAAGAAGGGCCUAUAAUGGCUUACUUGUCCAGUAUCUACCAACCAUAAACUAUGUCACUACAGCUUCACCCACUUUACUCACCCAACAUGAACUGUCAUAAUACAGAAUUGUUUAUCAAAACUCUAGGAAACACCCCGCAAUCUGCCAACAUUCACUACAAUAUCCAUAAUCUGGCACCCGUCAUUCAUUUUAAAGCACAGAGGAUUACAAGUCAUGAUAACAUAAGACUGUUGACAGUUACUUGCGCAAAAAAAUAAAAUAAAAUAAAGAAAAAACAGUGUGUGUUUUGAGUGAUGGAUAAAAUGUCAAGACCAGGAAUGUGCCCGGGCUGCGAGUAUGUUUAAAACAAGAAUAUCACCACCUAAAUCUACAUGUUCAGUUCACACAUUUUAAAAACCAACCUUCCAAAGAAUAAUAAAAAAAACCUUCAAAACAAAACAAGAACGAAAUUAAUCAAAGGAGGUGGUU